Molecule: messenger RNA, 1116 nt
Organism: Colossoma macropomum (tambaqui)
Lineage: Eukaryota; Metazoa; Chordata; Actinopteri; Characiformes; Serrasalmidae
Gene: spmap2
Product: theg spermatid protein
Exons: 7
Coding region: 239-964 (241 amino acids)
Biological process (GO): spermatogenesis
Source: RefSeq, a predicted model, not a curated record
CACUCGCUUUAACGGUAGACUUGCUACAACUACAGAGUCUGAGUUAAAAAGAAGACGGAGAGAAAUGUAAAGCCGUCAUUUAGAGUAUAUUAGAGACAAAUUAACAUUGUUUUCUUUAUAACGACAAACACGAGAAGACUUCAUUCUGAGUUACUUGGUUUAAGUAGUCUAGCUAGCCUUCCUGUUAGCCUAGCUCUUUAACUAACGUUCCCUGUUUGCCUGAGGCCUCUGCUCUUCCAUGGCGACCCGCAUUGACCGACUCGCUCGGCCUAAACCCAACCUGCUCAAGUUCCCUGACAGACGCUCUGUGUACUGGUUGGAUGAGCUUCCAGCACAAUCAUCAAACAGCUCCUCCACUGCAUUUGAUCUGACUCCACGCUGGUCAAAACUAGCAGAGAGUAAAAAGCUUAGCGCUCACUUUGAGGACAACAGGCGAUCUCCUGAGUGGAAGGUGAGUGGAGCAGCACUGAAGGCUCGCCCUUCUGACAGAGUGUGUGCGCUUGCUUUACCCCGCAUGCCUGCUGCUGGCUGGCAGCCUGAUCGCCCCCUGCUGCCCACAUUAAGUGUGGCAGUGAGAACAGCUAAGGCGAACGCCCGGAUCUGCCAGUUGGCUCGCCCACGGAAGAUAUGUACAGCAAUGACUCAGUUAUGCAGCAGCUCUGAAAUCUCUCUGUCAGUUCCAUCUUUAGCCAAACUGUCCCCUCGCACGCACCUCCUGGCCACCCCUAAACAGGACCAUCCACAGUACUACCCGGACAGGCCUGUAUCAUGGCCUGUGGCAAAAUCCGCUCUGGAGGCUGUAGCCAGUGAGAGGCUGCAGGUGCUGGCCACGCCCCGGCUCCGGAAGCCUCUUUUUGAGGGAUUUGACCCCUACAGAGUGAGUUCGGCUGCCCGUGCUGCUACUGCGUCUCCCAGGCUGCAGGAGCUGGCCCUGCCCCCAGCACGCAGGUGCAGGAGGAGAUGAAGCAGGGUUGACAUAGGGCCUGAUAUUCAGUAUUAAAAAAUGCAACCCUCCCUUACUUCCCCUAGACACUUCUACCUAGAAAAGUCCAUGCUCAUGCUAGCAUGUUUCAGCCUUUAAAUAAUUUAAUCUUAUUCAAAUUCCAGAUUAAAAUA